Messenger RNA from Closterium sp. NIES-67, 2269 nucleotides. NCBI's taxonomy places the organism in Eukaryota, Viridiplantae, Streptophyta, Zygnematophyceae, Desmidiales, Closteriaceae. The record is from the annotation of a GenBank genome assembly.
AAACCCGAGAUCAGGUUCUUUUUGGGUUCUGGCGAUUUCAGCACAUUCCGAAUCAAGUUCGCGUGAUAACUAGCACCGAUCCAUUCCAUACUCUUCAACGCACCUGCCCUUCAGCAAUCUGCUCUCCUCCGCAGCCUCCUCUCGUCCUUCCUUUCUAGGGCAUGGAGAUAGCAGAUGCGUGACAACGAUAAUCGCCUUCGCGCCCUCAUUCUCGCCCAACGCCCGCCCCUCGCGCCAUCCUAUCCUCUCAUCGUCCCCCGUCGUUUGGUCCUCGUUUCGCCGCAGCCCUUGCAACCUUCAUAUAUCGAACAACCACAAAGCCUUCUCAGUGGGAAACCGCAUUCGUGAUAUCGCGGCUCGUUUUCGCUGCUAAGCUGAGCUCCAGCGUAGUGCAGCGAAACCCCGCAGUCUAUCCUGCCGUCACGGGCGAUUCAGCUUGGAAAUCCCUAACUCAGGUUAGGCCUUCUGUCGAAGUCGGAUCUCCUCGCAUUCAUUCCUCGCGCCCCUCACGCCAGCCUAUCCUCUCACCAUCCCGGCUGGCCGUGCUCGUUUAGCCGCCGCGGUCGCAACCCUAACGUGAAGAAUCGGCGAGACCCUUUCGGGAGGAAGCAAGAUCUCAUAUCGCGAAGCGCCUUGGUCUUUCUUGGCGGUUCGAGUUGCGAUCCAGUCAGAGAAACCCUAAAACAGGCUGAAAUGCCGCAGGGGGAGGAGGCACUGAUAAAGAAAAUGAAGGCCCUUGGCGUGCAGCUGGAAGAGACAAGGAAGGAACUGGAGGAGGCUGAGAGAAGAAGAGAAGUGAACCUGAGCAAGCUGAGAGGGGGGGCUUUCAACAGGGAGAAAGAAGUGGAGGCGGGGGAAGGAGAAGCAGCAGAGCUGAGGGGGGAGCUGGGAGCAGUAAAGAGAGCACUGGCUGAACAGAAGAGUUACCUGCUGAAGAUGCAGGAAGACAGGAUCGCUGCAGGAAGGGAGGUGAAAGAGCUGAGAGAAGCUUUGGACAUUGUGCAGGACGAGAAUGAGCAGAGGAAGAAGGACUCUGCAGGAGUGAAGGGGGAACUGGCAGCAGUUAAGGGAGAGUUGACCGAGCUAAAGACCUACUUGUUGAAAAUGGAGGGUGGUCCAACUCAGAGAAUGAAGGCAGAAGUGGACGAGGCUCCUCCUGGGUUGAGCCAAGAGGUCGCAGAUGAGGAGUGGCAGAGGCUAGCCACGGCAGGCAAGAUAGAGUUGGAGGAACUCAGAAAGGGCAAGCCAAAUCAGAAAGAGACGUGGGAGAGAUUCCAAUAUGCAGCAAAGGAGGCCACUCUGGAUCUGGACGAGCUCUCCCACGUGUCAGACGCCAUCCUUGCCUUCGCGUGCACGCUCACAAACCUAAAGAGCCUUCACCUGGGUGAGUUCUCAGACUACAGCGUGGACUGCAUCAAGUACGCCUACAGGCUGCCUCGGCUGGAGAAUCUGACUCUACCCAACGUACAAGACAACGCCUUGGUUGGCAUUGGGGCAGCGAGCCUUCUCAAAACUCUCGCACUCCCCAAAUCCAAGGUGACUGAUGUUGGCCUGCUGCACCUGACAGGCCUCUCAUCACUCACAGGCCUCUGGCUUAGUAGCUGCAUCCAUGUCACAUCUGCUGGCAUGGUGCAUGUCGGAAGACUGACAACUCUGGAGAAGCUGUUCCUAGAUGGCACUAAAGUGAAGGAUGACGGGCUGCAGCACUUGACCUCCCUGACCAAGUUGAGAAUAUUCACAGCACCUUAUAUGGUUACUGACAUUGGUAUGGAGCACAUGAAGCAUUUCACAGCGCUGGUGAAGCUGGAAAUGUCCAUCCCGAGUGUGACUGAGAAGGGAGUGAGGUGCUUGAAGUGUUUGCCUCAUUUGAAGGAGAUUACCACAGACGUAGAUUGCAUGCUACAAUUUGAAACCACCCUUUCUCGAGUGACAGUGCGGACUCUUCCGUUGUACUGAGAACCAGUAGAGCCUUGGGCUUUGUGUUGGUUUGUUGUGUGUUACUCGUUACAUUUUCUGCACGGAACAUACAAAUGCAGUAUAUGCUGUCAAUUGGUACAAGGGUUCAACCGUCUCAACUUCCGCUGCACUACUCCAAGUCUCAAGUCUCUACAAGCUGGGACUUAGUCUCUGCAAAAGAUCCUAAGGGCUUUUCUCAGCCCAACAUGUACAAGGGUUCAACCGUCUCAACUUCCGCUGCACUACUCCAAGUCUCAAGUCUCUACAAGCUGGGACUUAGUCUCUGCAAAAGAUCCUAAGGGCUUUUCUCAGC